CAGGGUUAAAGAGCCAACUCUACAUCCAAACACUUCCCAAAUAUUUCAGAACGGCCGUUCAUGGCGUCGAAUAUACCCGACCAGUCCAAUCCCCCACCUCCCGCCGCCGUGUCGCCGAUUCUAAUCUCAUCGGCGGGAGUCCGCUCUCUCGUCACCCAUAAAUCCCUAAUCUCCCACCUCAAAUCGACCCUACCCCAGUUCUCCGCCGCCGUACAGUCCCCCCUCCGCCACGCCCACCAAACAAGCCCAUCCUCGUCGCUCCUCCUCAUGCCCUCCUGGUCCACCUCACCCUCUCUCCCUUACAUCGGCACCAAACUCGUCACCCACCACCCCAACAACACUACCCUACCCGGCGUGCACGCCGUCUACGUCCUCUUCUCCGCCCUAACCGGCCAGCCCUUGGCGGCCAUGGACGCCACCGAGCUCACUCUAUACCGUACAGCCUGUAUCUCAGCUCUAGCUUCCCUCUACCUAUCGAGGGAAGAUUCCGAAACCCUAGUUAUGAUCGGAUCCGGUGCGUUGGCCCCGCAUUUGAUCCGGGCACAUCUGACCGUCCGAUCAAAGAUAAGGAAAGUGGUGAUUUGGAAUAGAACAAUGGAGAAGGCCAAGGCUUUGGCCGAUCAUUUGAGUGGGGAGGAAGAACUCAAAUUUGUGAGGUUUGAGAGCAAUGGGGAUUUGGAGGGGGCUGUGAGGGGGGGUGAUAUAAUCACCUGUGCAACCAAUUCACAGGUUGCAUUGGUGAAAGGUGAGGAUUUGAAGAAGGGGGCACAUUUAAAUAUGGUGGGAUCAUUCAGGGCCGGAAUGAGGGAGUGCGACGACGAGGCCGUGAGGCGGGGGAGGGUGUAUGUAGACGGGGAGGCGGCAGCGGCGGAGGCCGGGGAGUUGGUGGGUGCAUUUGAGAGGGGGGUGAUGAGGAAGGAGGAUGUGGUGGGAGAUUUGGUGGAAUUGGUUGAGGGGGAGAAGAUUGGGAGGAGAAAUGUGGAAGAGAUUACUGUGUUUAAGUCUGUUGGAUCAGCUACGGUGGAUUUGUUGAGUGCACAGAUGGUUUAUGAAAGAGGCGGUCGUGCUUGUAAAGGUGCAAUUUCUCGUUCGAAUCCAUCUUUAAGAGUUCCAUAGAUUCGAGGCUGGUCAUCAACGCUAGAAUUUCAAUGGAAAGGAGCAACUUCGGUCCAAUACAACGAAAUUGACCAGGAGAGCAAGCGGUUACUGAAAUUCUGGAAGGAAAUUAUCUCCCUAUUCUCCUGCAAUGCGUUUUCGACUUUACUCUGAAUCGUCAUGGCCAGAUUCAAAAGACGGUGUGUUGUGUUGUGUUGUUUUUUUUGUGUUCAACAUUUAAUUUUGAUACGAGAAUUCAGGUGAGUAAUAAUUACAAAUUGU
This is a messenger RNA of Andrographis paniculata, 1377 nucleotides long. Its product is annotated as protein SAR DEFICIENT 4. The record is from RefSeq and is a predicted model, not a curated record. Lineage: Eukaryota; Viridiplantae; Streptophyta; Magnoliopsida; Lamiales; Acanthaceae. The coding region runs from base 61 to 1116 and encodes 351 amino acids. The transcript has 2 exons. Gene Ontology annotation, cellular component: cytoplasm.